AUGACAAGAAUCGGCAUAUCGAAAGAGUACAAGCUCUCCCCACAGAAGAUCGACGUCGUCUUCGCUGCAAACUGCGUCGGCCACCACGUCCUCACAACCCAUCUCCUCCCGCUUCUCCGGCAAACCGUAUCGCAGAACAAGACAAACGACGCCCGAAUCGUCGUCACCAGCUCCUCCCUCCACUCUUUCUGUCGCGAGCUCAACUUCGAUCUCCUCGCCUCGCCCAAGCCCCCGAAGAACCGCUUCGUCGACGGGAUCUGGCGCUACGCCCGCUCAAAACUAGGUAACAUCCUCUGGACGCGGGAGCUCAACCGCCGGCUUCUGCGGGACGACGAUCCCGCGAGUCGGAGGAUCUACGUCAAUAUCUUUUUCCCCGGGAACAUCGUUACGGAUCAGUGGAGCGUGUGGAGUGAGAUAUUGGGGUCUCUGCUGGGUGCCGUGAUGCAGUUUGUGUUCCGUGUCAUUGGACAGAGUACAGAGGAUGGGGCUGCGACGGCGAUGUUUUUGGGUGCGAGUCGCAGGGUUGUUGAUGACGACAUUCGCGGGAGGUAUUUCAUCCCCAUUGCCACUCCUGAUGCGACGACGAAAAUCGCGGAGGAUGGCGAGCUCGCUCGGGAUCUUUGGGCGUAUCUUGAGUCCUUGUGCCACGGAGGCGCCAUCUUCCCCGGCAUCAUUGACUCCUCCACCGGCAAGUCUGUCAUUGCUGGCCGUAAGGUGACCGGCUUUACUACGCGUGGUGAGGAGGAGGAAGGCGUCCUGGACACCAUCAAGAGCUGGAGUAGGCCUACGAUUGAGUCUUCUGCUGCUGCUGCCUGCGGAGCGAACUAUGUCUCCCCGGCUGGUCCAUGGGACGCGUUCACAGUCACCGACGGAGAUAUCGUCACCAGCGCAAACCCUGCGAGUGCACAUGUCACCGCAGAGGCUGCUGUGAACGCUUUCGAUGCGUUGUAG
Messenger RNA from Aspergillus terreus NIH2624, 951 nucleotides. RefSeq names its product putative short chain dehydrogenase/reductase. The transcript is spliced from 4 exons. NCBI's taxonomy places the organism in Eukaryota, Fungi, Ascomycota, Eurotiomycetes, Eurotiales, Aspergillaceae. Bases 1 to 951 code for a protein of 316 amino acids. The record is from RefSeq and is a predicted model, not a curated record.